Molecule: messenger RNA, 5999 nt
Organism: Gracilinanus agilis (Agile Gracile Mouse Opossum)
Lineage: Eukaryota; Metazoa; Chordata; Mammalia; Didelphimorphia; Didelphidae
Gene: FER1L5
Product: fer-1 like family member 5
Exons: 47
Coding region: 1-5790 (1929 amino acids)
Biological process (GO): macrophage activation involved in immune response; monocyte activation involved in immune response; negative regulation of phagocytosis
Cellular component (GO): T-tubule; membrane; cytoplasmic vesicle
Molecular function (GO): calcium ion binding; calcium-dependent phospholipid binding
Source: RefSeq, a predicted model, not a curated record
AUGGAGGGACUGACAGAAGAAGCCCCUCUUCCCUGCCCCAACCCACCUGCUGAGUUCUCUGUUUUCCUAGAAACUUGGGAAAAGCUUGGCAUCACCUGUAAGGAGACUGAAAGGCCAGAAAUAAUGGUGGAUGACCAGAGCGUAAGAAGGCCUCCAUUCUCCAUGCCACAGGACUUCCAAGUUCAGGUGAAGAUAUUUGGAGCCCACCAGCUCCACGGAAACAACAUUGCACCAGUGGUGAAGAUAUUAAUUGGAGAUAAAUUAUAUCGGACUCGUAUCAAGAAAGGAAUCAACCCCUUCUUCAAUGAGAAAUUCUUCCAUAAUUUCCACUAUCUCUCUCCCACAGCCAUCUUUGAAGAAAUCAUCUCAAUCCAAGUGGUGGACUCUCGUGCAAGAAGAUCCAAAUCAGAGAUUGGGGCAUGUCAGAUAGAUAUUGGGACCAUCUACCGCUCUCCAGGACAUACCAUCAUGAGGAAGUGGCUAGGCCUCUGUCAUUCCAGUAAACCCAACUUGGGGAUCAGGGGUUACCUGAAGGUCACCAUCUCUGUCCUCGGCAUUGGAGACCACGCUCCGGUGGAUCAUGGACAAUUGCAUGAGACUGGUCCAACAGAGAAGGAUCUCUUCAUCUCCGCCACAGUCCCCAUUCGAUUAGCUAACUUUGAGUUCCUUAUCUACUCAGCUGAAGACCUGCACCUCAAAACUGCUGUGACGUCCAGGCUCUUUGCCCACACUGUCAAGGAGAUAAAAAGCAUAAUGAAUCCAAUUCUGGAGUUGGAAAUAGCUGGACAAAUACUCAAAACUAAACCGAGGUUCCACACAGAGAAGCCCAAGUGGGACCAGAGUCUGAAAUUCUCUGUUCAGCUACCCUGUAUGACCAACCAUAUCAAGUUGAGGGUUCUUGACUGGAACAAAAGCAAACACAAUGAUGUGAUUGGGACAGCCAGUCUAAAUAUCACACAUAUCUCUUCCAUCGGAGCUUACUCUAGAGGAACAUUCUCAGGCUUCCUGCCCUGCUUCGGUCCUAGCUACCUCAUUCUUCAUGGGGGAGAGAAGGCAUUAUCCCAGAGCUUCCUUGAUGAAGAGCCUUUCCCUCUCCUCUCCUCAACUGAAGAAGGCUUAAUUUAUCGAGGCAGAGUCUUAAUGGAAUUAGUCUCUGGGAUACAAGAUACGAAAACAAGUACAGAAAAAGAGGUAUCUCAUUCCACCCCAAGGAUAUAUAAACAAUUAAAGGAACAUCAAAACAAAAAGGAUUAUGGACUGUGUGUCAUCUUCCUCUCCUCUACCAUGAUGCCUGCCUUUGAGGAUUUGGUUCACUUCGAGGUUACGAUUGGCCACUAUGGUAACAAAAUGGACCUGAAUUACAAGCCAUUGGCUUCUACCACUCGGUAUAGCCAAGCAGUAUUUGAUGGUACUUUAUACCACCAUAUGCCCUGGAAAGAUAACAAGCCAGUAGUGUCCUUGAUUUCUGCCUGGGAGGAUAUUAGCUACCGUUUGAGCUCCCUCAAUAUCCUGCGCAUAGCCUGGGACCGGCUGAAAAGCAACCUGGAGGCCCUGAAGUCAAUCCAGAACCCUAAGAACCCAGCUUUGCCUAGACUAUGGAAGAAACUGCUGGAGGAGCUACGGGAAGACUGCAGGAGGCCUCUGCCUAAAAUGAGUAAAGAAUCCACUUUUAUCACAAUCUUGGACAAGAAUUUAUUGAAACUUCGACACAAGGUCCUUUCAGAACUGGACUAUGAAGCCAAGAAGAGCACACAUGAGGUCAUGGAGAUGGUGCCCACAGCUGAGAACUGGUUGUAUCGGCUCAAUGGUGUGCUAGCAGAGCCUCAGUCGAGCAUCCCUGAUGUGGUGAUCUGGCUCCUGUGUAAAGGGCAGCGCAUUGCCUACGCUCGGGUACCCGUCCAUACCAUCCUGUUCUCCAAGUCUGGGCCCUUCUAUUGCGGCAAGUUCUGUGGGAAGGCACAGACCCUCUUCAUGCAGUAUGAGAACCAAGCUAUGUACAAGGGCAAGUGGGGACAACAAGGGCUGAAAAACUAUCCCAUCUUCUCUGAUGUCACUGCACAGCAGGCUCUCCCCAUGAAAGACUUCCAAGUGCCCCAAGGAUGGCGCUGGGAGGGGAACUGGUUUGUGGAACCCCAGAGAAGGUUACUUCUAGGCACAGAUAUCACUCAAAACCAAAUACUGGAGGAAGUAUAUGAAAACCAGACACGAGACCCUUGGAAGAGAUGGGCUCCAGCUGCAAUCCCAGACACCGAUAUGAUUGGACAGCCUGUGCCAGCCAAGGAGAACAUGGAGUGCCCCGAAGGGUGGUUCAUCAAGGAAAACUGGAAUGUGGAGUUAAAUCAGGCAGUGGAUGAUGAAGGCUGGGAGUAUGGUGUGGGGAUUCUACCUUCCGGUAUCCCCAAAGCCUGGACUGCUGUGGAGAAGACCUAUCAUUCCUGGCGGCGGCGCCGCUGGGUGAGACAGAGAUACCAAAAGACUGAAGAGCAGAGACAUGAACAGAAGCAGUCACCUGCCUUAUCUGAGGAAGAGGAAGGAUGGGAAUAUGGCUCGUUUGACUCCAAAUUUGACCUAAGUCCACAGCCAGACAGCAAGUUUCGUCAUCGCUGCUGGCACCGUAGGAUGGUACCCACUGAGGACACCAGUAUUUCUCCCAUCUUCUUCCUGGAGAAAUCCUUGGAAAAAGAGAUGUUGAAGGCAAAGGAAGAGAAGAAGGAAAAGGACGAUCCAAUGGCCCAAAUAAAUUUUUUAAUGGAGCAAGAAUUCAGCACUCCUUUCAUUUAUUGCAUCAUCCACAAACCACGGUACUACCAGCUCCUUUGUUAUAUCUACCAAGCCAGAAACCUGAUGUCUAAUGACAACCAGACCUUCUCAGAGUCUUCCAUUCAGGUGGUCUUCCUGCACUAUGGCCAGCGCACCCGGACACUGGAGACUUCCUUGGUCCCAACGUGGAACCAGACAUUGAUCUUUAACCACAUUCCACUCUAUGAAAAACCCCGAGAUAUAGAAGAAAACCCUCCCCUGGUGUGCCUAGAGCUAUGGCAGCAGAAUUCCUAUGGCAAGCAGAGCUUAUGCGGGAGGAGCAUGUGUUCACCAAUUGUCUAUUUAGAUCUCAAAAAUCGAGCCCUACCUCUGCUAAGCUGGCAUCCCAUCAACAAAAUGCCAGGGGAAGAAGAGGGAGAGAUUCUGGCUGCUUUUGAGCUGAUCCUUGAGACUGAGAUGGUCAGUAACCAGAGAUCUCCACUCAUGAGUAUCCCCUGGAAGAAUGGCUACUAUACCCUCCCUCAAAGCAUGCAGCCCUCCCUGAAGAAAACUGCCAUUGAGAUCCUGGCUUGGGGUCUACGAAACAUAAAAAAGGCAUACUCUCCCCGGCUCCUGAUAGAAUGUGGUGGGGAAACUCUAGAGACAGCUCGUAUUGAAGACUACUCCUCCAACCCCAACUUUCCCCAGGCUGCCCUCCUACUCACCCUGUUCCUGCCUCAAGAGGAAGCAUAUGCCCCACCCCUGGUGCUGAAGGUGGUAGACCAGCAAUACUUUGGCAUCCAGUUGUUGGUGGGCCAGGCCGUUGUCUCCUGCUUGCGUCCAUAUUUCUGUGACCCCUGGGCUAAAGACUAUGUAGCCCCACGCCUUCCUGGUAUGAAACUUUCUUCCUUUUCUCUAAUCUCCUUCUCUCCCCAUCAUUCCCCAUUUCCCCUAGCCUUCAAUCUCCUGAGGGGGGAAAGAGGCUAUAUUUUGGGGUAUGUACCCCUCCACCUCUUCCCAGCUGCCCUUUUCUCUACAGAAGAGUAUAUACAUGAAGUGGACUGGUGGAGCAAGAUGCUCUGGGCAUCAGGAGAGAGCAAGAAGUGGGACUACAAGGACUACUAUACUCUGAAGAUGUAUGACUGUGAGCUAGAAGCUGUACCAGACUUCCAAGGCCUGCAAGAUUUCUGCCAGACUUUCAACCUCUACAAUGAGAAGAAAACCGAAGAUAGUCCUAUUGUGGGGCAAUUCAAGGGCCUUUUCCGGAUCUAUCCACUUUCAGAGAAUCCCAAACAACCCAGCCCUCCACGCCAGUUUCAAAAUCUGUCUGAGAGACAGAGUGGCCCACAGCGGUGCUUUGUCCGAGUAUAUGUAGUACGGGCCCUCAACCUGCAACCUAAAGACAACAAUGGUUUGUGCGACCCUUAUGUGAUCCUGAAGUUGGGCAAGACAGUGCUGGGGAACCGGCACGAUUACAAGCCCAACACUGUGGACCCUAUCUUUGGCAUGAUGUUUGAACUGAAAUGCACCAUUCCUCUGGAGAAAGAUCUGAAAAUCACGCUUUUUGACUUCGACUUAAUUUCACCUGAUGAUAAGAUUGGGUCCACAGUCAUUGACCUAGAGAAUCGGCUCCUGUCCAGCUUUGGUGCUCGUUGUGGGCUUCCCAAGUCCUACUGUGUGUCAGGGCCCUUUCAGUGGAGGGACCAGCUAACCCCAAGUCACCUCUUGGAGCGCUAUGCCCACAGGAAAGGCCUGCCCCCACCUGAUUUCAGCAUUGAGGAUUCUAUCACAUUCAAUGGGAGGACCUUCAAAUUACUCAACUUUGAACAACAUACCCCUCCCAUUAAGCACUUAGGUCCUCCAAAAGAGCGCCUAGCACUGUACCUCUUGCAAGCACAAGGACAGGUACCUGAGCACGUGGAGACUCGAACUCUGUACUCUAGCACCCAGCCAGGCAUUGACCAGGGGAAGGUUCAGUUGUGGGUGGACAUCUUUCCCCUGCAUCUUGGGCCACCAGGGCCCCCAGUCAACAUUAAUCUCCGAAAGGCCAAAAGGUACGAAUUGCGCUGUAUCAUCUGGGAAACAAGAGAUGUGGACCUGCAGGACGUCAAUUUAACUGGAGAGAAGAUGAGUGAUAUCUACAUCAAAGGAUGGAUGCAUGAAAUGGAAAAAGACAUGCAAAAGACAGAUAUCCACUAUCGCUCACUUACUGGGAAUGGGAGUUUCAACUGGAGGUUCGUCUUCACUUUUAAAUAUAUACCCACAGAACAAAUCUGCAUCCUGAGCAAGAAGGAAUUCAUCUGGAGCCUGGACCGCACAGUGGAGAAGACCCCACCCCGACUUCUAAUCCAAGUUUGGGACAAUGAUAAAUUCCUUCCUGAUGACUUUUUAGGAAUCAUAGAGUUAGACCUGUGUGAAAUGCCAAUACCUGCCCGGAAACCCAGUAAAUGCACCCUCAGCAUGAUGGAAAACAAGCCUAAGUGGCCAUUUAAGUUCACCUACAAGCAUGUCUCCCUCUUCAGACAGAAAACUCUAGCUGGCUGGUGGCCAUGUCAGAUUCUGGAUAAUGGCAAAUGGCGUCUGUCGGGCAAAGUAAACAUGACCCUGGAAGUGCUGACAGAGGAGGAGGCUGAAGAUAAACCAGCUGGGAGAGGCCGCUCUGAACCCAACCAAUACCCUACACUUCAUGCACCGAUACGACCAGAAUCCUCAUUCCUGUGGUGGUUAUCACCUUCGCUCAGUAUCCGCUACAUCUGCUGGCAUCACUACCGAUGGAGAUUUUUUAUCCUCAUGAUAGUAACAAGCUUGUUUAUCAUGCUACUAAACUUUGUCUUUUCUAUUCCUUACUAUUUGGCCAUGAAGUUGUUCACACCUGAAAUUCGGAUAGCUGGGCCUUUGCCUGAAGCAGUCACAAGAACCAAGAGCACAACAACCACCACCCCCAGACAUAGUUCUACUCCGUUUCACAGUCCAUCUUCUACUCUGUUUCACAGUCCACAGACUGAAGCUGGCCAUAAAAACAGCACCAACUAUAUGGAUAUUUUUUUCUGAUCUCCUAGUCCUAUGAGGGCAAAUAUACUCCCCUGGAGGACUUUCACUUUUCCACAUCCCUUCUAUCAUCAACUCUUUCUUGCUUUCAUUAUUUUGAAGCCCUGAGGCUUCUAUGGUUAUUAAAAAAAAAAAAUCAAAUUCAAAAAGUUCUGCAUAAUCAGCCACUUUGGUCAAGAAAUAAAACUCCCCUAAGUAGGACAGAGCUAUGA